This is a messenger RNA of Xyrauchen texanus (razorback sucker), 5992 nucleotides long. RefSeq names its product serine/threonine-protein phosphatase 4 regulatory subunit 1-like. Gene Ontology annotation, biological process: protein dephosphorylation. The transcript has 20 exons. Gene Ontology annotation, molecular function: protein phosphatase regulator activity; protein binding. NCBI's taxonomy places the organism in Eukaryota, Metazoa, Chordata, Actinopteri, Cypriniformes, Catostomidae. Bases 110 to 2920 code for a protein of 936 amino acids. The record is from RefSeq and is a predicted model, not a curated record.
CGAUUUUAUACCUUGUUUUAAGUAUUUAGUCUUCCUAUAAAUGCAGGGAGUUAAAUAAGAGCAGGAAAUCUUUUGAGGAAGUGGAGUGACAGCCCCGCUGUAAAUCAAGAUGGCAGGUCUGUCUUUAUAUUUUGAAGAUGGCCACGAUGAUUUGGAUGACUUUGGAUUCGAUGACUAUGGUUCAGAGUGUGAAGGGAUUCGGAUAACAGCAUUCCUGGAUGCAGGCCAGGAUAACCUCACACCUCUGGGACGGCUGGAGAAAUAUGCUUUCAGUGAAAACGUCUUCAACAGGCAAAUUGUGGCACGUGGAUUGCCAGAUGUGCUCCGGGAAUUCAGUGAAAAUGAAAAUGACUUCAUCAGCGUCAUGGAAACAGUUGCCAGGAUGUCUGAGGAUGGAGAACCAACGGUGCGAGCAGAGCUGAUGGAACAGGUUCCAAAUAUUGCCAUGUUCCUCCAUGAAAAUCGACCCAAUUACCCAGAAGCCUUCUCUAGGUACCUGGUACCCAUUGUGGUCCGAUAUCUCACAGAUCCUAAUAACCAGGUGCGAAAGACGAGCCAGGCUGCUCUACUGGUGCUGCUUGAACAGGGUCUGAUGAGUAAGGCAGAUAUGGAAGGGAAGGUCUGCCCUGUGCUUCUGGACCUCACAGAACCCAGCAGUGAUGACGACUACAAGAUCGAAGCCGUUGCGAUCAUGUGUAAGUUGGUGACAAUGUUGACUAAAGACACAGUGGAGCACCUUCUGUUGUUGCGAUUCUGUGAACUCUGCAGUGACGUCAGACUAUUCCAAGUCCGCAAGGUCUGUGCAGCAAAUUUUGGUGAGUUCAGUUCUAUUGUUGGCCAGGAAGCCACAGAGAAACUACUGAUGGCAAAAUUUUUCGACCUGUGUUCGGACAGUCUGUGGGGUAUUCGGAAAGCCUGUGCAGAGUGCUUCAUGGUUGUUUCAAAUUGCACUUCUGCGGAGGUGCGACGCACUAAACUGUCCCCCUUGUUCAUCAACCUUAUUAGUGAUCAGUCACGCUGGGUACGCCAGGCUGCGUUCCAAUCUCUAGGCCGUUUCAUCUCCACAUUUGCCAACCCUUCGCUCACUGGACUGCACUUCUGUGAGGACGGAACCCUUUGCGAGAUACCCAAGAUCUCCUCUGUGAGCCAUGGGCAGGAAGUGAUCACCAGAUUCUCAAAUAACUCCUGCAAUGCCUCAAGAUAUAGUUUCUCAAACAGUCUCACUCAGCCAACCUCAGUCCAGCUACAAACCACCUCAGACACAGCAGCUCCACCAUCACAACCUCAUGAGGGCCACCAGCAUCCCACCCAACCACAGGAAGAGAGAACCUCCCAUGGCCAAUCUGAAUGCUCAGAAUCUUCCUCCAAGCAGAAGACGGAUGACUGCACAAUGUACAACUCCUUCAGCUUCUGGAGAUCCCCACUGCCUGACAUCACCCAGGACCUCCAACUACUGCGAGGAGAAAGAUAUGAAGAGGAAAGGGGCCAAAAACAGACUACAAGGGAGGGAGAAGAUUGGGAGAAAGAAAAAGUGCCAUGUUUAGAUUCACAAGGUCCAGCCACCAGCUCACAGAUCCAGAAGGUUUUGGACUGUCUUCAGCCCCACCUAGAUGAUCCUGAUGUACAAGCUCAAGUGAAGGUGUUGUCUGCUGCACUGAAAGCUGCCCAGUUAGAGAGUCAGACAGAUGAUGCUGAUGACUCUGUGUCAGAAAGCAACAGUUCUGCAGGCUCCCCGAUGUCUGAGCUUAGUGCCAUGAGUGAACUCUCAUUGACAGAUGCACAGAUCUCAGACUCGCCCUCCACAUCACCUGUGCUGGUGGAUGACUCUGAACCCAGCAGUGAGGAGUCAGACCUCAUAGAAAAUGUGAAGGAAGACCGAGACUCUGAAACAACCAAAACUUCUGAAGAGGAAAAGUCUAAAGUUCAGAAUGUGAUUCCCCAGCAGUUGUUGGAUCAGUAUUUGUCUAUGACAGACCCCGCUCAAGCUCAGACUGUAGAUACUGAGAUCGCCAAACACUGCGCUUUUAGUUUGCCGGGAGUUGCCCUAACGCUGGGCAGACAAAACUGGCACUGCCUCAAAGACACGUACGAGACCCUCGCUACAGACGUACAGUGGAAGGUGCGUCGGACAUUGGCGUUCUCUAUCCAUGAGUUGGCAGUGAUUCUGGGGGAUCAGCUAACGGCAGCUGAUCUGGUGCCUAUAUUUAACGGCUUCCUCAAAGAUCUAGAUGAGGUGCGGAUAGGAGUCCUCAAACACCUGUAUGACUUCUUGAAGCUUCUUCAUGCUGAGAAGCGUCGGGAGUAUCUGUACCAGCUACAGGAGUUCAUGGUGACCGACAACAGCCGAAACUGGAGAUUCCGAUAUGAGCUUGCUGAACAGCUCAUCAUGAUCAUCGAGUUAUACAGCCACAACGACGUCUAUGACUACCUCAGACAGAUAGCACUUAACCUCUGCUCUGACAAAGUGUCUGAAGUCCGGUGGAUCUCCUAUAAAUUGGUGGUGGAGAUUUUGCAGAAGCUGUAUUCCUGUAAAGCUCAUGACCUAGGACUCAAUUUCAUUAAUGAGCUCAUUAUGAGAUUCUGCCACUGUCCCAAAUGGGUUGGACGGCAGGCAUUUGCCUUCAUUUGCCAGGCUGUAUUGGAGGAGGACUGUAUGCCUAUGGAACAGUUUGCACAGCAUCUUCUGCCAAGUCUGCUCAGCCUCUCAUCUGACCCUGUGCCCAACGUUCGCGUGCUUGUGGCAAAGGCAUUACGGCAGAGCGUGUUGGAAAAACCAUACUUUAAGGACCCAGGCAGCGCAUACUCUGAUGAAAUCGAAGAGGCUCUGUCUGAACUGAGGAUGGACAAAGACAGGGACGUGCGGUUCUUCGCUACGCUGGAUCCCAACAGGAACGUCAUGGACACGGCAGAGCUCAUUUAGCACCUUGUACUGUCUGCACACAAAAACAAGCACCUGCAGGAGCUACACUACACCACUUCACACAAACACACAUUAACACAUAGGACCAAUUGACCUACACACACAUUUAUUCUAAAUAAUCAUCCCAUACUUUAGUGCAUAUAUAAUGUAUUUUCUCAUUUAGACACCCAGUGGGCCUCAUUUAUGAAACUUUGUACCUAUAUAGAACUUUGUACAGAUGAAGUCAGAAGUUUACAUACACCUUAGUCAAAUAUAUUUAAACUCAGUUUUUCGCAAUUCCUGAUAUUUAAUUGUAGAAAACAUUCCGUGUCUUACGUCAGUUAGGAUCACUACUUUAUUUUAAGAAUGAGAAAUGUCAGAAUAAUAGUAGAGAGAAUUAUUUAUUUCAACUUUUAAAUCUUUCAUCACAUUCCCAGUGGUUCAGAAGUUUACAUACACUUUGUUAGUAUUUGGUAGCAUUGCCUUUUAAAUUGUUUAACUUUGGUCAAACUUUUUGGUAGCAUUCCACAAGCUUCUCGCAAUAAUUUGCUGGAAUUUUGGCCAAUUCCUCCAGACAGAGUCAGGUUUGUAGGCCUCCUUGCAGGUCUCCUUGCUCGCACACGCUUUUCAAUUGAGGUAAGGGCUUUGUGAUGGCCUCUCCAAUACCUUGACUUUGUUGUCCUUAAGCUAUUUUGCCACAACUUUGGAUGUAUGCUCAGGGUCAUUAUCCAUUUGGAAGACCCAUUUGCAACCGAACUUAACUUCAUGACUGAUGUCUUGAAAUGUUGCUUCAAUAUAUCAACACAAUUUUCCUUCCUCAUAAUACCAUCUAUUUUGUGAAGUGCACCAGUCCCUCCUGCAGCAAAGCACCCACACAACAUGAUGCUGCAACACUCAUGCUUCAAGUUUGGGAUGGGAAUUUUUGGUUUGCAAGCCUCACCCUUUUUCCUCCAAACAUAACAAUGGUCAUUAUGGCCAAAAAGUAAAAUCUAUGUCCCCAUGUGCACUUGCGAACUGUAGUCUGAAUUUUCUAUGGCAGUUUUGGAGCAGUGGCUUCUUCCUCACUGAUCAGCCUUUCAGGUUAUGUGGAUAUAGAUUGUUGUCUACCUGUUUCCUCCGGCAUCUUCACAAGGUCCUUUGCUGUUGUUUUGGGAUUGAUUUGCACUUUUCACACCAAACUAUGUUCAUCUCUAGGAGACUGAAUGGGUCUCCUUGCUGAGCGGUAUACUGGCUGUGUGGUCCCAUUGUGUUUAUUUUUGUGUACUAUUGUUUGUACAAAUGAACGUUGUACCUUCAGGCAUUUGGAAAUUACUCUUUGUUCUUGGCUGAUUUCUUUUGAUUAUCCCAUGAUGUCAAGCAAAGAGGCACUGAGUUUGAAGAUAGGCCUUAAAAUAUAACCACAGGUACACCUCCAAUUCAGCACACCUCCUAUCAGAAGCUAAUUGUCUAAAGGCUUGACAUAAUUGUCUGGAAUUUUCCAAGUUGCUUAAAGGCACAGUUAACUUGGUGAAUGUAAACUCCUGACCCACUGGAAUUGUGAUUUUCAAUUUUAAUUGACUAUAAUCUCCCUGUAAACAAUUGUUGGAAAAACAACUUGUCAUUUUACAAAACUAUAGCUUGCUAAUAUUAAAUCUGUGGGGUGGUUAAAUUAGUUUUAAUGACUUCAACCAAAGUGAAUGUAAACUUCUGACUUCAACUGUAUCUAUACAUUUACAGAAAUAGUGUCCUUAAAACUUUACAGUGUAUAUGCAAAUGCAAGAUGUCCCCCAAUCCAUUGGUUUAUACUAAUAAGAUUGCACUAAUAAGGAUUCACACUGGUCUUCAUUAGAACCUCAUAGCCUUGCAAAAUAAUUGUCCAGCCUAAAAACUGCAUACAUUAAAUGUGCACAGGGUUGGGGAGUAACAAAAUACAUGUAACGGGAAUACGUAAUUAAAAUACUAAAUGUAAGUAACUGUAUUCCACUACAGUUCCAAUUUAAAUCAUUGGUAUUUAGAAUAGUUACAUUCAAAAAGUAUUUCUGUUACUGAACAGAUUACUUUGCAAUUUAUUGUCAUUUGUUUCAUUUAAUAUUUAGUCCUUUCAGAUGGAAAACAUUUAUACAUAUAAAUUAUGCGAUCCAAAGUGCAUUUGAACAGCGGUGAAACACUUUCUUAUGAUAUAACAUUCAUACGAGCAGACAGAGAAGUAAGUUUGGUGCACAAGAAAUAGAAAUAAACCUUUUGUAAAUUGUCAGCUUUACGCUAAGCUAAAAUGCUAUUUCUAGCCAUUUUACAUGCACAUGUUACCAUAUUUGGAUCGUAAUUUUUUUUUCUAGGAUGACCUUUUGAGAUUAGGGCAAAAAUUUUAUUGUUGAGGAUAAUUUGUUUUGUUUUCUUAAAAAAUAUAUCUAAAAAUCCUUUAAACAAGAUCAAUCUGAUUCAUCUUGUUUUCGAAAAAACACUGCAUAAGAUAUUUAGGUUUUUCAGAGAAUGUAUUUUUAACGUGUAUUUUGUUAAAAAAUAAAUAAAAAAUCUACCACUGUUGAAGAAGUAAUCCAAAAUAUUUGAGUAAUCUAACAGAAUACAUUUCAAAUGACAUUUUACAGCAUGUAAUCUGUAGUGGAAUACAUUUCAAAAGUAACCAUCCCAACCCUGAAUAUGGAGCAAUACUUGUCAUACUUAGUACAUAUACUUCACAUGCUCUUCAUUGCUCUAUAUAUUGUUAGAUUGACAUCAUUGACAUUGUCAACAUAAUGCUGCCAAUCAGAUAAAAAUGAAUGUAAAAUUUUAGCACAUAUUUGUUCAUGUUUCAUAAAUAAGGCCCAUCAAUUUAAUUUAGCCCCUUUUACACACAUACAUGCAUACAUACACACAUGCCUGCAAACGCAGAAAAACCAUCUCACCUCUCUGAACUGUGAGGCAACAAAAAUUAUUUGGAGAUGCCAGACAUGCACCAAGAAGCAUCUUGACUGUGGAUCACAUCACUUUUCCUUGUCAAACAUUUUGGAUGCUACAAGCUGCCUCUCCACAGCUAACUGUAUAUUUGUGAGACUUUUUUAUUUUUACUUUUUUGUGGAUUUCUUACAAAUAAAAGUGUAAGAUGACAUAAGCAGA